UGGAGGCCCUCUCCCUCUGUUUCAAAGAAAGUCUUCAGCUUUGAGGCUUUGACCCAACCCACGCCUUGGCUUCUCCUCCUUCGCCCCUCCUUUCCCUCAUCCUUCUCAUCUCCUUCUCAAUCACCCUCCAAAUCCCUCUGAAUCCUCUUCCCAUUCCCAUCAUUCUCGCCAUUCCAAGCACUUCUACAUAUAUAUUGAUGAUAAUAUCCAAAAAAAGCUUAGCAGCCCCCUCAGCGUCCCAGGAUGGGCUCGUGCUUCUCCAUCACCGCCACCAAGGUCACCGGAUCCUCUUCCUCCUCUGCAAACCAGGCCGCAGCCCGGAAUGACAACCAGAACCCCAGAGAUGCUAACAAGAAUCCAUCCCCGCAGCACCAUGUCCAGCAGAGAGAUCCCAAGGGGCAGCAUCGGAGGAGGGGUAGCGGCUUGGUGCCAUGCGGCAAGCGGACGGAUUUCGGAUAUGAUAAGGAUUUCGAUAGCCGGUAUUCGAUCGGGAAGUUGCUUGGUCAUGGGCAAUUUGGUUAUACGUUUGUCGCCACUGAUAAAGCCAAUGGAGAUCGUGUCGCUGUGAAGCGGAUCGAGAAAAAUAAGAUGGUACUUCCCAUAGCCGUUGAAGAUGUGAAGCGUGAAGUGAAGAUACUGAAAGCUUUGAGAGGUCAUGAAAAUGUUGUCCACUUUCACAAUGCAUUUGAAGAUGAUAAUUAUGUGUAUAUAGUAAUGGAAUUGUGCGAGGGUGGUGAACUACUGGAUCGAAUAUUGGCCAAAAUUUCCAGCAUAAAUAAUUGUGGAACACUUCUUACCAUGGGCUGGGCCACUCAAUGCAGAAAAGACAGCCGUUACAGUGAGAAAGAUGCUGCAGUAGUAGUGCGGCAGAUGCUUAAAGUUGCCGCUGAGUGCCAUCUUCGUGGUUUGGUUCAUCGAGACAUGAAGCCUGAGAAUUUUCUUUUUAAAUCAACAAAAGAGGAUUCACCUCUUAAGGCAACAGAUUUUGGUCUUUCAGAUUUCAUAAAGCCAGGAAAGAAAUUCCAUGAUAUUGUUGGCAGCGCCUAUUAUGUUGCUCCAGAAGUUCUGAAACGCAAGUCUGGCCCUGAGUCAGAUGUGUGGAGCAUUGGUGUGAUAACAUACAUUUUGCUUUGUGGGAAGCGCCCCUUUUGGGAUAGAACUGAGGAUGGAAUAUUCAAAGAGGUCCUAAGGAAUAAGCCUGAUUUUCGGAGGAAGCCUUGGCCUAGCAUAAGCGAUAGUGCUAAAGACUUCAUUCAGAAGCUAUUGGUAAAGGACCCUCGUUGCAGGCUGACUGCCGCCCAAGCUUUGUCACAUCAAUGGGUGAGAGAAGGGGGAGUUGCAUCAGAAAUUCCUAUAGAUAUAUCUGUGCUAUCUAAUAUGCGCCAAUUUGUGAAGUACAGCCGUUUGAAGCAAUUUGCACUCAGGGCAUUAGCAAGUACACUCAAUGAGGAUGAGAUAGCUGAUCUCAAAGACCAGUUUCAGGCAUUUGAUGUGGACAAAAAUGGCGUAAUCAGUCUUGAAGAAAUGAGACAAGCUCUUGCAAAAGACAUCCCUUGGAGAUCAAAGGAACCUCGUGUUUUAGAAAUUCUUCAAGCGAUCGACAGCAACACAGACGGGCUAGUGGAUUUCUCUGAGUUUGUUGCAGCAGCACUACAUGUGCGUCAGUUGGAAGAACAUGAUUCCGAGAGGUGGCAUUCACGGUCUCAAGCUGCUUUCGAAAAAUUUGAUGUGGACAAAGAUGGAUACAUCACUCCCGAGGAACUUAGAAUGCACACCGGGUUGAGGGGUUCUAUUGAGCCGCUGCUAGAUGAGGCAGACAUCGACAAAGAUGGUAGAAUAAGCCUGGCUGAAUUCAGAAGGCUUUUAAGAACGGCGAGCAUGGGCUCACACCAGCCUAGUCCAUCCGGCGUCAGGAAUCCUCAGAAAUUUUAGCUUAUGCUAAAAUCUUUGUAGAGGGAGUAGGAUUGAAUGCCGAGUUUCCUUGUAUAUAGUUUUCGCCUUCUCUAAAUUUGUUCACUCAGAUUCAACCAGCAAUCAAGAAUUGAAACCUUGAUGAACUGAUACGUUUGCACUGAAUGGGAAUUUUCAUCCUGUACAUUCCAUUGCUUUGGUUUGGAGAGAGUUCUUUAAGUUUCAUCUGUUUGUAAUUGUGUUUAUAAUAUAAAUCCAGAGAAUAUUCCUGUGCAGAAUCUUGCCUCAUUUUUUCA
Messenger RNA from Dioscorea cayenensis subsp. rotundata (Guinea yam), 2207 nucleotides. Its product is annotated as calcium-dependent protein kinase 28-like. The transcript has 12 exons. Gene Ontology annotation, molecular function: calmodulin binding; calcium/calmodulin-dependent protein kinase activity; calcium-dependent protein serine/threonine kinase activity. Lineage: Eukaryota; Viridiplantae; Streptophyta; Magnoliopsida; Dioscoreales; Dioscoreaceae. The record is from RefSeq and is a predicted model, not a curated record. Bases 244 to 1932 code for a protein of 562 amino acids. Gene Ontology annotation, cellular component: cytoplasm; nucleus. Gene Ontology annotation, biological process: intracellular signal transduction; peptidyl-serine phosphorylation; protein autophosphorylation.